Messenger RNA from Stylophora pistillata, 4393 nucleotides. RefSeq lists its product as uncharacterized. NCBI's taxonomy places the organism in Eukaryota, Metazoa, Cnidaria, Anthozoa, Scleractinia, Pocilloporidae. Gene Ontology annotation, cellular component: cytoplasm. The record is from RefSeq and is a predicted model, not a curated record.
UGAAUCAUCCGGUCAAUCGUAAGCAGAUUUCUUAUUUUCUAAUGCAGUCGAAAACUGUGUGUGAGUUCUUGUCGUAACUUUAUUUGUUUCGUCAGUAUUUUUAUAUCAUUUUACUAGAAUGAAUAGGCUGAAGAGAAGUUUAAGUUUAAGGAGUUCAAAGAGACACAUACCGGAGAGUGUGAGGCCACAAAUUUGGGAGAACGACAGUUAUAAAGUUCGGAAUGGAGGCGUUAGUUUCCCAGUUAAGUACGUGGGAUCGAUCGAAGUUACCGAGUCCAGAGGUACACAAGUUUGUGCAGAAGCUUUCAGAAAGAUGAAAGAAGUCGGGACAGGAAAAAAGAAGCGAAUGCAGUUGCUUGUCACGGCAGAUUGUGUACGAGUUGUGGACGAACAAACCAAGUCCCUGGUCAUUGACCAGACAAUUGAGAAAGUAUCAUUUUGUACUCCUGAUCCAAGUAAUGACAGAGUCUUCUCUUACAUCUGCCGUGAAGGAACUACAAGAAGAUGGAUGUGCCAUAGCUUUAUAGCUUUGAGAGACACAGGAGAACGUUUAAGCCAUGCAGUUGGCUGCGCAUUCACAGCCUGUUUGCAGAGAAAGCAGAAAGCUCAAGCUCUGCAGCAGCAACAUAAGGAGGGUCAACAGCAACAACAAGGACAGCCUCCAACCCAACAGGCUUCUACUGCAGCUGCUGAAACAGGGACACCAGCUGCAGCAAGCACCACACCAGUAGUUAAUGGAUCCAGUCCUCCAAAUCCAACUGCACAGCCGCCAUCCCCUGCACAAAUGAAACCCUCUGUCCCUGUCCCAUCUCCUAUGCCAGCAUCCACCACGGCUCCAAUCGCUGUGGCCUCAGUCCCAUCCAGUAUGACAACGCCUCCGAUUAAGAAUGGUGUUGUGACAACAGGAACACAGCAAGUACCGUCACCAGCUGAACCAAAGCAAAGUAAUGCUGGUACUCCUAUACUUAAACCUCCUCCCUCAGUUGCGAGACCACGUCCACAACCUUUUAACCCUUCACCUUUUACCCGUCACAUGUCACUGAGGUACCGCUCAAAUCCUCUGUCUUUUAUGCCUCUACGCAACGACACAAGUGGCUACGAAACAUUAACAGAAGAACCAGCAGUUCCACAGUUGCCUCCAACUGUUGAUGCCCUUAUGCUACAGAAAAACACACCCACCCCUUUAUCAACCUCAUUUGGAACACCAGUCUCAAAAGGACCAGCAAUGCAGAACAGUGCUCCAAGUCAACCAACUUCCAUCUUUAAUGGGCUGAAUUCUAACUCAACAUCAACAAUGCAAGCACCCAAUACUAUACUGAACUUAAGUCAAAGAAGCAGUGUUCCAAAUACAGUGCCUCCAUUACAGCCCCAACCUGUUCAGGGGGCAACUCCCCAAGUCAAUGGGUCAGGCUCAUGGAGUGUCUCUAGCCAAGUACAGAGGCAGAAGCCUCUAUCAGAGGCUGAAAUGUGGCUGGCGUCUGCUUCAGUCGACACCACACAGCCAGCCAAGACAAUGCAACCAAAUCAGGGAUUGCUGACUACAGUCAAUCCAUUUGCAGAAACAGCAUCCCACAUUGAUGCUCUUUCAAAUGCAUGGACACGUGAUAUGCAGUCCACACUGCCAAGUGCGUCACCACAAGGGACAACUGGCUGGUCGUCAUCAUCAAAAUGGGGACCAAGUGCUGUACGUCAAACAAAUGGAGAAGAUGACUUCGCAUCAUUCUUUUCCUCAAGGCAAACAAGCCCCCCUCCUCACGCACCUCUCAGUAAGAAAGAUUCCAACCCAUUUUCACCAACUCAAGAUCAAGUAUUCUGGGUGUGAUGAGGAAAUUCAUGGACAAGGUGACAUUUUUAGUUCUUGGCGGGAAUUUUUACACAGCUUUUAACAUGAAUAGUGAUCCUUUUAACCUUUCGUCUCUGUACCAAAAAAAAAAAUAAUAAUAACAAGCCAAGCCAGGACCAGAGAAUUGAAAAUUUCAACAGCAUGGCCAUCCUGUUAAUGGUGGUCCUGAAUUUAAACAGCUAUGGUCAUUGGCAUUUGUGAAACUGAGCAGGGUCAAGUUUUGUUCAGAACUGCCCUCACCCAGAUGUGAUCAUGCCACCCAGUCAGCUAUUAUUUUCAAGCCUCAUACUGUACAAACGGAACAAUAAUAAGAGGUUUGAACUACCUUUUGAGCGACAGUUGUGCAAAGGACCUUAGCUUAAAAAUUUUUUUAUCCAUUUUUUUUUUUUUAGCAAGAUUUUUAGAUGUACCUCAGUAUGUGAAGUAGUCACUGAUUUCAGAAUUUCAAAGAAUGGGUUGAGAAAUAAGGAGGUUUUCUAACACUCGACAUGAUAAGAAUGUGAAAAUAAAGUAGGCUCAAGAACAUCUCUGGAAGAUGACUGCAAAUGAUAAGUACUGUAUUUCAAACUGAUUGUACACCAAAAUUUAAAGACCACAUGACACAUUUUUAUCAAAAGAGUGUUAUUUGUUUUUAGAGAGGAAUUUGGUCCGGCAAGGAUUGUACAGAUAAUGCACAUCGAGUAUCUAAUACAAUUGUUGUUGAGAGCUCAUAUGACCUAAACCUCUGUAACUAUUAUGUUUCCAAAUAUGUAGAAAUCUUUUCACACAACAAGCAUGGGAUCUACUUUAUUUCCUGCAUUUCACACAUGUAUAUCUCUGAGAUUUUAUUUUUUUGAAAGUGGAAAUGAAGUUGCAGAGGUUUUCUCUUAACAUAAUUUGGGUAUAUAAAAAUUUUCAUGCUUAUAAAUAUGUUUAUUGUACAAAUACAAGGUUGAUGUUUCUGAAUUUAAUGCAAGUAGAGGGUUUGUGAAAUGACUUCGCAACUACCUUAGGACUUUGUUGGCUUAUGACAUUAUUAUUAUUAUUAUUAUUAUUAUUAUUAUUAUUUUUUUUUUUUUUUUUUGCUCAUUCCCAAAAGUAUCAGCUGCUUUGAAGAGACUUUGAGGUUACUGGUCAGUCAUCCCCCAAAAGUGAACAAUUAAAAAAUUGUUGUUUACCUACAUGCACUUUGAACGAAAAAAUAGUACAAAAUCUUUUAACGGCAAAUUUUUAUUUAACUAAUAAGACGUCCAGGUGUUUUCGUUUUAGGUUGAAUUUAUGACAUGAAAAUGUGGUUUGUGGUAAUUUUAUGAAGGUGACAAGAAUCUAUUCUAAAUAUUUAGUGCAUACCAGAACAUUACAUGUCCUGAUUGUUUAAAGGGCUGAAUGAAGAAGGUUAGCCUUGUUCCUUGCCCAGUUAACUAUCUUAAAAAUUGUUCAAAAUGAUUCUAUUGAUUAUUUGCUUUGUCUUAGACGUGUAGCCUUUUAGAUUCUUACCCAUCUUUCAAUGCAAGGAAAUGUGAGGUGUUAACCCCUUAACUCAAGAAGUGAUUAACAUGUAACUUCUCCCUGUAAUAUCCAUACAGUAUCUAGCAAACAGGUAAUGAGAAUACUUAAACUUAUCAGGCUGAGGUUUUUUAUCUUGAUCUCACAAGCAAAUUCUUGUAACUAAUUUACCAGGAAAUGUGUAGCAGCAAGAUGGGAGAAUUGGUGAUCAGAUCUUGGGAGGUAAAGGGCUAAAAUCAUUUCAACUAAACAACUGUGUAGUUUAUACAGACAUUCCAUUCUUAUAAACGAUACCUAUUGUUUUCUCAUUGAGUAUUGUGAGAAUACAGGUGCUUGUGGAAAAUUUACAUUUAUAAGUGAUUACACAAGCUCUGUUGGUAUUUUCACCGUUCUGUACUAUUUUGUCAAGAUUAUUUUUGAUCCAGAUUCCGUUGAGGUCAAGCUAGCCUGAAAUAGGUAACCCAGAUUGCUUAGUUUUCCGUACAUGACACGUUCACACACUGCAUACAAACCUGCAAAAACAAAAACUAAAAUUAAAUUUAAAUAAGUAAGAGUGCUGUCCAUCAGUCCAGUCAGGAUUGAUGUUGGCUUCACAAUGGCAAGAUCACAGCUAAUGGAGCAGUUUUCACGAAAUUGCAUUUACAUGGCAAGUCUAGCUUACCAAGCCAAAUAUACCUUUUUAACAAGCCUCUGAGGAAAAAAAAAUAAGGGGCGUAGUGUGCGCUAUGCUAUCAAAAGUAAGGAAAGUUCUUUUGAAAUUUGUAAUUAUCUAAAGUGCACUUACCUUUUAAGAUCCACUAAUGAUAAUUUUAUUGUAAUAUAAUUUUAUAAUGUAGUCUUCCCUAAUAAGAUUUAAGCUUCCGGAUUGUCAAGUCUUUUGCAAUCUUUAAUUCUGUAACUGAUCCAUUGUAGUGCAGAGUUUCCACUCACAUUGUAGUACAACUGGUUGAUUGUAAUGUAAAUUCGUAGGUGAUAUUAUAUGUUAUGUUAUGAUAUGUAGUGAUGUUUUUAGUGGUGCUUCAAAUCAGCAAGUGGUUAAUAGUAAAAUAGAGUAAUCCCUGCGUA